Molecule: messenger RNA, 619 nt
Organism: Fulmarus glacialis (Northern fulmar)
Lineage: Eukaryota; Metazoa; Chordata; Aves; Procellariiformes; Procellariidae
Product: cyclin-dependent kinase 8-like
Exons: 4
Biological process (GO): protein phosphorylation
Cellular component (GO): nucleus; mediator complex
Molecular function (GO): RNA polymerase II CTD heptapeptide repeat kinase activity; ATP binding; cyclin-dependent protein serine/threonine kinase activity
Source: RefSeq, a predicted model, not a curated record
AGAAUUUCCCGGAAUACGUGUUUGGUAAAUCAUACUAUGAUAUUAGGAUUUAUUAUAUUAACUUUUAGGUAGCCUAAACUAUCUUGCUGGGCUACUUUUUUCUUCAGAUCAAUUUAAACUGGGAAAUCAGAGCAAGAGCUGUAACUCAGCCUUGUUAUAAUUCUUACGGUUCACAAUUGAAUAGGAGCCUCUGUUUUGUCCAGGAUUUACAGUACGAGUGAGUAUCUAAAUCAUUCCAUUUCAAAACAAGUCUAGCAUAAAUUUUCAGCUUUAGUUAAACCUGCUAAUAUUUUAGUUAUGGGUGAAGGUCCUGAGCGAGGAAGAGUAAAAAUUGCUGACAUGGGCUUUGCCCGAUUAUUUAAUUCACCUCUGAAGCCUUUAGCAGACUUGGAUCCAGUAGUUGUAACGUUCUGGUAUCGAGCUCCAGAGUUGCUUCUUGGAGCAAGGCAUUAUACCAAAGCUAUUGAUAUUUGGGCCAUAGGGUGUAUAUUUGCAGAGCUGCUAACAUCAGAGCCAAUAUUCCAUUGUCGACAAGAAGAUAUCAAAACUAGUAAUCCUUAUCACCAUGACCAGCUGGACAGAAUAUUCAAUGUAAUGGGAUUUCCUGCAGGUACAUACU